GUAUGGAGGGUGGGAACCAGGGCAGAUCUAGAAGCUUGUUGCCCUUGGUGGCUCCCUAAAGCUCAUCCCAAGGCCCAGGGUAGAUUUCAUUCAGGUGACUGAGAAGUUGAACAUAGAUAACCUCUCGGCUCCCCCCGCUAUCCAGUCUGGGCCCACCCAUGGCUGCUGCACCAGUGGAAGGACUUGCUUGCGGGUUGCUGGUUGAGAAGACGACCGACUCACCAGCGGCUGAGUUCUCGCUGGUGGAGGACGUGGCAUUGCAUUUCGCCUGCUUAAUGGGCCGCCUGAAUGAGCAGCGCCUCUUCCAGCCUGACCUCUGCGACGUGGACCUGGUGCUGGUGCCCCAGCGCAGUGUCUUCCCGGCGCACAAGGGUGUGCUAGCUGCCUACAGCCAGUUCUUCCACUCGCUCUUCACCCAGAACAAGCAGCUGCAACGUGUGGAGUUGUCCCUGGAGGCUCUGGCGCCUGGUGGCCUGCAACAGAUCCUCAACUUCAUCUACACAUCCAAGCUUCUGGUCAACGCGGCCAACGUCCACGAAGUGCUCAGUGCCGCCUCGUUGCUGCAGAUGGCUGACAUCGCUGCAUCCUGCCAGGAACUGCUGGAUGCCCGCUCCCUAGGGUCCCCCGGUCCCGGUACUGUGGCCCUGGCCCAGCCGACCACGAGCUGCAGCCCAGCCACGCCACCCUACUACUGUGACAUCAAGCAGGAGGCUGAUGCCCCAGGCCUGCCCAAGAUCUAUGCGCGAGAGGGCCCUGACCCCUACUCUGUGCGCCUUGAGGAUGGGGCGGGGGCUGCGGGUGGCACGGUGCCUGCUGCCAUUGGGCCAGCUCAGCCUUUCUUCAAGGAGGAGAAGGAGGGUGGCAUCGAGGAGGCCGGUGGGCCCCCAGACAGCUUGUGCAAGCUGGAGGGUGGGGACGACUUGGGGGAAGAGCUGGGGGGCUCCGGCGCAUACGGCCACCAGGAGCAGUCCCGUAUCAUCGUGGAGGUGAACCUUAACAAUCAGACCCUGCAUGUGUGUGCAGGGCCCGAGGGCAAGCCGGGCCCAGCCACGGGCACGGGCCCCAAGGUGCUGGGCCGGGAGGACGGGCUGCAGAGACACCCAGAGGAGGAGGACGAGGACGAGGACGAGGAGGAGGACGACGAGGAGGAUGACGGGGAGGAGGACGAGGAGGACGAGGACGAGGAGGAGGAGGGAGAGGGUGGUGGCAGCGGAGGGGAGGAGGAGGAGGAGGAGGAGGAUGAAGAGGAAGGGCACAGUGAGCAGGAGGAGGAGGAGGGAGAGGGGCACAGUGAGCAGGAACAAGAGAGCUUGGAGGAGGAGGGAGAGGGGCAGGAGGGGGAGGCAGGGGGCAGGCGGCGGCCAGCAGGGCGCCGGGACAGCCGGGCCGACCCCUCGGCCCACAGCCGCAUGGCCACGCGGUCCCGGGAGAAUGCCCAGCGCCGGGGCCUCCCUGAGCCAGAGGAAGCCAGGCCGCGGGGUGGGAGGCGGCCAAAGCCACCCCCGGGAGUGGCCCCUGCAGGGGCCCGAGGGCCGCAGGCCACUGAUGGGCUCGGGGCCAAGGUGAAGCUGGAGGAGAAGCAGCACCACCCGUGCCAGAAGUGCCCUCGUGUUUUCAACAACCGCUGGUACCUGGAGAAACACAUGAACGUGACCCACAGCCGCAUGCAGAUCUGUGACCAGUGUGGCAAGCGCUUCCUGCUGGAGAGCGAGCUGCUGCUGCACCGGCAGACGGACUGUGAGCGGAACAUCCAGUGUGUUACAUGUGGCAAAGCUUUUAAGAAGCUCUGGUCCCUCCAUGAGCACAACAAGAUCGUGCAUGGCUAUGCGGAGAAGAAGUUCUCAUGUGAAAUCUGUGAGAAGAAGUUCUACACCAUGGCCCAUGUGCGCAAGCACAUGGUCGCCCACACCAAGGAUAUGCCCUUCACCUGCGAGACCUGUGGGAAGUCCUUCAAACGCAGCAUGUCUCUCAAGGUGCACUCGCUGCAGCACUCCGGGGAGAAGCCGUUCAGAUGCGAGAACUGCAACGAACGCUUCCAGUACAAGUACCAGCUUCGGUCGCACAUGAGCAUCCACAUCGGCCACAAGCAGUUCAUGUGCCAGUGGUGUGGCAAGGACUUCAACAUGAAGCAGUACUUCGACGAGCACAUGAAGACCCACACAGGGGAGAAGCCGUACAUCUGUGAGAUCUGCGGCAAGAGCUUCACCAGUCGGCCCAACAUGAAGCGGCACCGGCGCACGCACACGGGCGAGAAGCCCUACCCCUGCGAUGUCUGUGGCCAGCGGUUCCGCUUCUCCAACAUGCUCAAGGCCCACAAGGAGAAAUGCUUCCGCGUCAGCCAUGCCCUGGCCAGCGACAGCCCCACCACCACCCCGGGCCUGUGCCCCGCCCGGCCCCAGGCCCACACACUGCCCCUGCUCCCUGGGCUGCCCCAGACCCUGCCGCCCCUGCCCCACCUGCCGCCCCCACCUCCGCUCUUCCCCACCACAGCCAACGCCGGCGGGAGGCUGAACGCCAACAACUAACCGUUAGCUGCACCUGCAGGACCUGGAGCCCAGACUGCCUCUUGGGGGGACCCACUGCCCUUGCUUCUUUGUGGGAGGGCAGCAACCUGCCUGGCACCACUCCCCACCUCCAGAGUGGCUGGGCACUUUGUGCUUGAGGCCCCAACCCUGGGGGUUGCAGGCUGGUAUCCCCCCAGAGCAGGUGGGGGAUACUGCACUCCCAAGUGUCCCCUUUUCAGUGACUCCUUGAAGCCUUUACUCUUUUUUUGUGGAAGGAAGAAAGAAGAAACUUUGCAGCACCCCCUCCAGGUGAGGGGGUUGCUGAAGGCAGCAGGUGCAGUUGGGAGGAAGGGGCCUAGAUAGCAAGUGUGACCUGGGUCGCUGCUGAGGCCUGAGCUGGGGGCGGGGGGGCCAGGCCGAGCCUGAGUCAGCUUCAGCAGCUCAUCUCCACCUCCCUUGUGCCCCCUAACUUGCCUCUUGUCCUGGAGAGUUUGGGGGAAAGUUGGGGUGUUAGCCCCCUUUGGAGGAAUUGACCCACUGUGAGAGCUGCAGACAGACAGGCAGGGGCUUGGUUAGUGAGUUGGGUGGGGAGUGGCAAGGUGCAAAGACUGCAGACCCAGCUCCGCACCGUGCGGUACGGGCCAGGCAGGGACUGGAGCCCAGGCAUUUGCUUUCCCUGCCACAACCCUGCCAGCAGGCAUAGGGACCCCCCACCCUGCACCAGGCAGCAGCAUGGGCCCUGAGUCCUGGAGAGGACCUUGGGCCUCAGGGUGCAGGUCAGGCCCUGGGUAGGCAGAUGGGCUGGCUCCCAGCUCCAGAUCCCAGCGGCUGCAGUCAGAGCGCCCCUGCCAUGGGCAGACCCUGGGGACAGGGCCCUAAGGGGAGGAUUGGGCAAAUGUUUUAAGGUUUCAAGGUGCUAUUAGUGGGGCAGGGGGCAGGGCUUCUGCUCACAGAGCACCCCGUCCCUCACCAGCUACCCUGGCUGUGUCUCCCACACUAGAGAAGAUGUGUGUGUCCAUGUCCAUCUCAGCGCCCUGAAGGCGGCAUCAGGCCUCCUCCUCUCCUUAGGCACAGUCACCACCCACCCCUGCUGGUGCCCAGUAUUUUUGUCCCUCUUGGGCCACUGUGCUGGUGGGGAGGCCCCGACUGCCUGUGGGGGGCCUAGGUGUUCAGGCCCCAGGCCGGGACAGGGUGUAGGGGGAGCCCCAGCCUGUGCUCAGUGCUUAACGCUGUCACUGAUAGGACACACUUUUUUGUUGUCAUUUAAUGUCUUUAUUCCUGCCUUUAAAAUGGGGAGGAAGGUUCCAUAAGCUACGUGUUUCCUAGUUAAGCUCUCUCCUAUUGUGUUUAUACAGUUUUGUUUGUCAUACUCUGCACCUUAAACCCCCAUGACCACCCCCACAUUACCACCUUCCCGAGCAUGGCUGGGGUGGGAAGAGGCCUGAGGUCAGGGAGGCAGUGGGGAGAGCUGAGUCCCAUCAGCCCAGGGGCUGGUGGGUCGGAACCCCUCUGACCUCCUUGUGAUGCCUGUGGCACUGGGGCAGGGGGCUGGGGUCAUUUUAAUCAUCAAUAAACGAAGCACUUUAUUCUCUACAGAUGUGGGGAGGCCCAAGGAGCCCGAGUGAUUCGAGGAUUAACAAUCCAAGCUCCAGCCCCGAUUGUUCUCUGGGUUCAGAGGGGGCAGUGCUCUGGCUGCCUGAGUGUGAGGCUGCAGCGGGUACAAGCCAGAGCCUGAGGGUGCCCCUGAGGCUCCCCUGCCAUUCUCUGGGGAGGGGAGGCAGGCCCCUCUGUGAGAGAGGAAGGUCUCAGCUCUGCAGCUCCCCUGCCCCAAGGGGGUCCCAGCCUCUUACGGGUCAGUGGCUGGGCCUCCUAGGCUCCCGCUUUACUGUGGCUCUUUGCCUCUGCUGCACCCCUUGAUCUCUGGGCUUCUGUGGCAUCUCAGGGUCCCUCUCCCGACUUGCCCCUCUUGCUAUUUCUAACCUCUGGUCCCAGUGCCUGACAGCUCUUCAGAGCUGACUCACAUUUCCCCAAACAGGUUGAUCUCCCCCAAUGGGUUGUAGGCUGGGUCCCCCAUGGCUUCCCCAACCCAUGUCACUGACACCUAGGUCUCAUGAGGGCUGGUGACCUUGUCGACAGCUAGCCCCACUGAGCCUUAGCUGGCUGUGCCCCUAGUCUUUCAGAUGCUGACAAGUAGAGGCUAGAGAUGGGGGUCUGGGUGCUGAUGGAACCCUGUCCCAGGACGUGGGUGUCCUGUCCUUGUGCACCUCCCCUCUGAGGGCAGGAGGCAGGUCCAGACGCUGGGCUCUGGCCAAGUGCUGAUCAUAGCUGCAGGUGGGCAUGGCCAAGCCCUCCCCUGGGAGGCCCCAGUCCCAGCAGGGCCUGGUGCUAAAUGCUCUCUUCCCCUUAGGCCAUUAUAGGGGGGAGCUCCUUUCCAGCCAGAUCACAAAGGUCUGAAGCAAUAAUGGAACCUCAGCAGUGCCAGUAUGGAUGGGGUUCUUGUUUUACCAGCUUUUUAUGUUAAAAACAAAUUAGCAUCUGGCUAUUGCAGGGAGGGGACAACUGGGCAUCAUACCCACCUCCCAGGGCUGUGGUGGCGGUUGGGAGGCCUGGGGGUUGUCACCUCUACUGGUAAUCUACUGGGGGCUCCUUCAGUCCAGAACCUGGGCCUGCCCCCUCCCCCACCCCACCCUGCCCUGGCUCCCUAGUUUGGGGCCAGCUUGGGGUGAGUGGCCAGAGAAAUGAGCUGGGCCUUAAGCCCCAUGAUCACAGCUCUGAAGCCAGGACUGGGGUCCCAGCCUGAGCCUCAGACCCCGGUGCAUGCUGCCAUGGCUGCCACAGCACCUCUCAUCAGGGGCUCGGUGGUGGCCGAGUGGCUGCACUCAGGCAUGUGGACCCUCGAUGCCUGGGCCCCAGCGCAUGUGGGGUCAGCAGGAGGGUGCGGAGAAGAGUGAAGGGGAAUAAAGUCAGUACAGCUGUG
Manis pentadactyla (Chinese pangolin) is the source of this 5481-nucleotide messenger RNA. RefSeq names its product zinc finger and BTB domain containing 47 (gene ZBTB47). Lineage: Eukaryota; Metazoa; Chordata; Mammalia; Pholidota; Manidae. Gene Ontology annotation, biological process: regulation of transcription by RNA polymerase II. The record is from RefSeq and is a predicted model, not a curated record. Gene Ontology annotation, cellular component: nucleus. The transcript has 6 exons. The coding region runs from base 159 to 2525 and encodes 788 amino acids. Gene Ontology annotation, molecular function: DNA-binding transcription factor activity, RNA polymerase II-specific; protein binding; RNA polymerase II cis-regulatory region sequence-specific DNA binding.